AUGAAACUAAACUAGAAUUCUCACAAGUAAAACAACAAUAUGAAGAAUAAAUUAAAAGAUAUUAAGAAGCAAUUAUUAACUAUCAAAAUGAAAUUUAAUCCCUCAAAAAUAAUAUUGAUAAAUUAAAUAAAGAAAAAUAUGCUAUCACUUCUAGAACUUCUGUAACAGAACUGGCACUUAGUACUGAAUAAAAAAAGCAUGAUUAGGCAAUUAAGCAGCUGCUCUCUGAACACUCAUUUAUUAUAUCCAACAAAGAAUAAAUCCUAAGAGAUAGGGAAAUAACAAUAAAUAAACUCUAACUAAUGGUUUCUAAUUUGA
Messenger RNA from Tetrahymena thermophila SB210, 318 nucleotides. RefSeq lists its product as hypothetical. Lineage: Eukaryota; Ciliophora; Oligohymenophorea; Hymenostomatida; Tetrahymenidae. The transcript has a single exon. The record is from RefSeq and is a predicted model, not a curated record.